Messenger RNA from Paramuricea clavata, 5165 nucleotides. NCBI's taxonomy places the organism in Eukaryota, Metazoa, Cnidaria, Anthozoa, Malacalcyonacea, Plexauridae. The record is from the annotation of a GenBank genome assembly.
AUGAUUGCUUUGAAAAACAAAGAUGACGAUGAACCAACCAACACAGGUACAGAUUGUGGUUUGUUGCCAAGGAAGAAAGUGAAUCUUAUAUAAUGACUAACUAUCAUGUGAUUUCCGCGAUCAAGCAACGCAGACAUCAAACUCAACGCGAAUUUAAAGUUCAUAUCUUAAUUCGCGCAACCUUAUAUCCCCUAUGUAUAAUUGUUUCGUCCGUUUUUCAAGUGCCUGAUGCAGCUAUGGUAAAAGACCGCUCGUUGUUUUAGCAGUUUGUCAGCCAUGUUUGCACUAAAGUAACAAACGCAACUGUACUUCGCAACUGGAAUUUUAUCAGAAUUUUGUUAUGAGCAUGAACCAUCAAAUAGAAAAUAAACACGUUAUUUACCGUUUAGGUCAGUCCAUACUAAAAGAUAUGUUCCCUCGGCCUCAGAAACGUCCCUCGGUCUUCUUCUGAGACCUCGUGGAAAAUAUUUUUUUCCGUACGGACCUCGCAGCCGGUAAAUAACAUAUAUGUGUAAUAAUUGCUGUAGUUUUCAGUGUAAGAACACGCAUUGCUGUACCUUCACAGAAUGCAAAAUACAGUACUUCACCAAAUAGUAAACUGAUAAAUUACUGAAUGGAAACCCGUAUGGAAAUCAAUACUGUAAUAUUUGAAUAAGGUUCAUUUGGGCUAUUAAAUCGCAAUUUGAAGAAGGUUAAUUUAAACUAUCAAACUGACUUGCGUUAGUGGAGAUUUCAGUUUGCAUUACAAAAUAGCUAGAAAUACAUGCAUGCAUGCAGCAACCACAGAGGAAGUACAUACAGACGUUAAUUUAGCGUAAUGGAUUUUUUCAGUCCGCCAUGUUCUUAGCAAGUGCCCUAAAGAGAGGCUGUCACCCCCCUGAAAACAUAUUGAAAUUUAAUGUUCCAGGGGGGUGAAUGCCUCAAUGUUGUUUUGCAUUCUGCGAGCUUUGAUUUAAUGUAAAAUUUAAUCUGAAACGCUUCGUUAAAAGAGCGAGAGCCAGUUGCAAGUAAUCUUUUUAAAUAUUUUUAUGUUUCCGUGAAUGUAGUUUUUCUAUGGCUGACACACUUAUGACAUGUGCGCUAUGGUUUGUCGUGGCUCUUAACGCCUGAUUCCACGGGCGCUUUCUUCGGCGAAAUGAACUAGGUGCAUGCGCAGUAAGGAUAAAUUAGGCUUCGUGAGCAAAAAUUUCACUUCACCAGUGAGUACAAGUCAGUUCUAGUCACUGCGAAAGCGGAAAAAGUUGGAAAAUACAAUAGAAUCGCUCAUGUGCAGCCAUCCGUAUUUGGCAGACACAAUUUCUCGCGAAGAAUUUUGCCGUCGUGGAAGCAGGCCUUAACAAACUUAAGUUGUCAUUUGUUUCGCCUCUGGUUAUUCCGGCUCUUGCAAUAGUUGGUCAACUACACGUGCCAUCAUAUAGGUAUAUAUGUUUAUUAAGAGGCAAUAGCCUACAGGCAAUUUAGGAAACACUUGAAAAUCUUGAAGUUUUCUUGAAUGUUUCGCUGUUUAUCCAGCUUUGGAAACAGUUCUCACGAAGCAAACAUAUUUCCCAAUAAAUUCAGAAACAUAUUUUGUUUCUCCAUGUGAUUUUUUAGCGGAAACAACUGUUUCUUGUUUGUCCACUUUCGGGAAAAAGGCUGUGGCAGGCAUUGUUUCCUGGUUUGCUCAUCUUCGGAAAGAAGGCUAGGAAACAAUGGAAAAAAAUUCUGAAGAAAAUUCUAUCUUCUCUUUUAUUAUAGACAUUAUUCGUUCACAAAAAUCAACACAGGAAAGCAAGAAGUCAUCGAAAGAAAGCCCUAUGUGUAGUUCUUGUGAUUUUAAAGACGAAACACCGCUUUCGAGUGACCGGGAUAAAUGGCCCAUUGGUAAAAUCGAAAAUGGUUGUUUUCACAAAAUUUGCAAACUGCUCGACUUAACUCAUCGUAGCAAGGAACCACUGAUGAGCGCUCUAGGUGGCUUCGACCAAGCAACGACUGCAGGUAUUGAAACAAAAUAUGAACUAAAGGGAGGAAUGUGGAUUGCCGAAGAAGUACUCGGUAGGUGGGCAUCAAGAAAUCAAGAAAAUAAUGUGGGGGCUCUUAAGAAGAUUCUUGGAGAUACCAUGCAAAGGCUUGAUGUACUUUUCGAGAUUGAAAAAUGGGAGAAGUUGUCUGUUUGUCAUGGAUGCGGUAUUAAAUUGAGAGGUAUGUCCAGUAUAGACGUCGGAUGGUGACGAUCCGUGAGUAUGAAUACAGAUGGUAGAUACAUUAAUAAAAUAAAAUGGGCCAAUUAACGAUAGGCGACUUGCACUAAGUGCUCACGUGACCUUAAUCCUCUUGAAAUGGUAGGUAUGGAACUACAAAUCUACAAUUAACAAUUAACAUAUAGAGUGAUAUUUUAAGCAAAAAUUCGAAUUUUUUGUUUUAAAAAACUUCAAAAGAAUUUCUUGCACGUUUAGGGCAGGGCGCUUGGUACAGAGGGGGGGGGGAGGGGGGCUGUAUAGAGGGCCAUUUGAUGGAGGUUAUAUUUCAUUUUACGUAGUGCUAAAUCCUUGUUUGAACUUUAUUUUGUCAAGAUUGUGAAGAGGAAGAAUAUAGGCGUGCAUAUUCGCAAGCUCUCCAAGAAGGUAAAGCAAACAAUAAUUCCGAUUAUGCUGGUCGGGCAAGACAGAGGCAACACCGUUAAAAUAUUGUGUAACAAAUUUAAUGAUUUAAAGUUUGUUAGUUCACGGCAAUCAGGUAUAAUAUCAGCCAUGUUUUCGCUCGCUACUCUGGUUUUGAUUAAUGAAUGCAAAGCCCAGUCGAACUGCAUUCACGACCCAACGUUUCGACACUCCAGUCUUGUGUCUUCAAUCUUGACAAUGAGUACUGUUUUGUUUUCUGUGUUGUUUUAUUAACUGAUACAUGGUUUUAUAUCGUACCUAAUUUAUUAAAAAAUUUUAUACCUGCACAUUUUUGUGCAAAGUUUAGCCGAGAAGAAGCACGCCCUGAAAUUUCACACCAUUAUAAUAUUGUUUAACCACAAAACAGGCUACAUUUGAUAUUCAAAAAUGCCAAAACCAACAUACACUGAACAGCACCCAGGGAAAUUUGGGUGCUAAUAACAAAAUUUGACUUUGGCCCCCUGGUGAUUCCAUCUUCUAACACUAUGAUUAGGAGGGUCCGGAGGCAUUGUCCCGGAAAUUUUUAAAAUCUGAGGUCGCAGAGAUGGUCAAAUCCUGCAUUCUGGAAGUUGUUAACAAUUAUAUCUGUAUUUAUAUUUUACUGUAAUCUUUUAUCCCCCCCCCCUUUAUCUGGGGCCCCAGGGCAAAUUGCCCCCUUCACCCCUCUGUGCGGCCUUGACAGCACCUGCAGUUACGACUAUCUAUGACAAUAUAGUUUCAUAAUCACAUGCUUGCAGGAAAGAAAUAUUUUCGUCUUGGUAAAUGAGAGGCGGCUUAGGCGUGACAAACCUCAAGAGGAGUUUCAGGGACAUGUAUCCACAGAUCAUUUUGCAAUCUAGGCUCUUUGAAAGGGCAUUUCCUUCAAUAUGCGGGGACAACCUAUAGAAUUCUGAAGAUUAUACACUAAUUACAAAACGUUAAGUAUCAUUCACUCCAUUUUCCAUGCUCAUAAAGAGAUCUUUGUUGUGAGACUUUGUUCAUCUGAUGAACCUUAAGUAUAAUAUUAGUGCGGACGUUCGAUAAUUUGGCAGUUACCAUUUCAAUUUCAUUCAAAUUACUCUCAUUCAAAAUGUUUUGAUUAACACUGUCAAGUGUCAAAACGAAUUUUCUGCUCAUUGCCUCAUUUUCGUGUUAAUUAUAACAACUUUUAUCACAGCAAAUUUUAUUACUGCACAUUUUACAUUUUCUUACUGCACAUUUUACUUUUAUCACUGCACAAAUUGGUUAUCACUGUCCACUAAAAUUAGGUAUGUUUUAUAUUCUCGUGGUGAAAGCAAUAUUUUACUCAUUUGGUACGCUUAUUCAUAAAGUAUUAUUUGCACUACUCGAAAUCAAAGUCCAUAUCUUAAUUCGCACAGCCUUAUAACCCCUAUGCAUAUGUUUAAUUGUUUCAUUCGUUUUUCAAGCGCCUGAUGCAGCUAUGGUAGAAGACAGCUCGAUCUUUAGAUGGCCAAAUGAAACCUCAAGUGAAGCUUCAAGCUCAGGUAAUUGUUUGGUUACGGUUAGACUUUGACUAUACAUUAUAGUUUACAAUUUACGUUUCCGAUUUUAGAAGACCAUAUAUUUCUGUGCACACUUUGUAAGUACCGUGUGUGUUUUCAUCAGAAUUUUUUGCAGCAUUUUUAUUGAAUAUAAUUCAUAAAAGCUGGUAGUGCCUAAGCUUUAGUUUUUAACGUGGAAAACAAAUUAAUGUUCUUUUGUACGGGACUUUAAGCUGUUGCGUUAUUUCUAUGGCUCUUUAAAGAGGUAUCGAGGGAACCGAUCAGUUGGCCUGUUCUUGAUUGCAGUCCAUAGGAAUUUUUAGUCAUGAGCAUUGUAGAUAAUUUUCCCCUCUUUUAUCUAGGUUUUUAAUCAUGUUUUUUGUUGUACUAUAUAGUUUUAAAUUACUCGCAGGUUCUCGAUCGACAGGAGACUCGCAUCGCGCGUUGAAGCAAGGUUUGAACCAAGGAAUGUCAACAAGACAAGAUGGAAGCCUACACGAUGCAUGUGCGAAAAGGCAUCUUCACAAAGUACGAGAGAUCUUGCAAAAAGACUCGGAUAUCAUCAACAGGUUGAAUCAACGUGUCGGUCCCUUGGGCGACAAUCCAUUGCACGAAGCUGCAUCUCGGGGUCAUGUUGAUAUCUUACAACUGUUGCUUAACCAUGGUGCCAGUGUGAACGCGGUGAACCAGGAGGGUUUUACAGCAUUGCACGACGCUGCACGUGAGGGUCAUGUUGAUAUCUUACAACUGUUGCUUAACCAUGGUGCCAGUGUGAACGCGGUGAACAAGGAGGGUUUUACAGCAUUGCACGACGCUGCACGUGAGGGUCAUGUUGAUAUCUUACAACUGUUGCUUAACCAUGGUGCCAGUGUGAACGCGGUGAACAAGGAGGGUUUUACAGCAUUGCACUACGCUGCUUGUGAGGAUCAUGUUGAUAUUUUACAACUGUUGCUUAACCAUGGUGCCAGUGUGAACGCGGUGAACAAUGAUGGUGAUAUACCAUUGCACGACGCUGCAUGUGAGGAUCAUGUUGAUAUCUUACAAC